AUGGAGGCUACAUCUCCUAGUUCGAUGGCAGCGGGUGCAGGGCCGCCACAAGGAAGCUCUACGCCUUCUCCUGCCCAAGGUACAGCGAGAUCGCGCGGCCCCCUUAAAGGAUCUUCCAUCACCGGGAAUGGAUCUGGAGCCUCACGUCAGUCUAAACCAGAGGUGUCUCGUCACCGACAAGGAAAAUUCUCAGGGGCAGUCUCCCCUGCAUCCUUUGGCGGGCCGCAAGAGUCACUGAGUCAAAGACGGCAGCGGAGCAGCGCAGUUGCAUGCAAUACGGAUGAUGCCACACCAUCCGCAGAUGAUUCAGCGGGGUGGUGCGCAUAUCCCUCUUCAAAUGACACCUCUCGACCUAAGAAGGGGCCCAAGGGCAACUCUCACACGCCCUCUGCAAUAUCCAAGGCUAAAGAGGAGGAGCGUACGAGUGUGCCAGUCGAAGUAGGACAGUCUGGCUCGAAUACGGCCACGACCUCGCUCCGUGUGAGCCAUCGAAACUGGCAAUGCAACUGCAUGCUGCUCUACAGGCACAUCAUGUCUCACAUUUUGGAAUGGCCUACGCUUUCUGUCCAGUGGCUCCACUCAUGCAACCCACGGGCAAACGGCGAAAUUGGGCAAACCCUACUUCUUUCGACGCACACCAGCGGCGGCGCUCCAAAUUAUAUUCUUCUCAUGGAGGUUAGCCUCCCAUCCAGACCGAUCGACGCCUCAGGGCUUCACUACGAGCAGAGACAAGACUACCAAGGAUUCGAAUUCGGCGAUGAGGACACUAGAAAGUUCACUAUCACCGCCCGCAUUCCCCACGAAGGCGAGAGCAACAGGGUACGCGUGUUCCAGGGGAAAGACACACUAAUAGCCAGCAAGGCGAACGACGGCUGUGUCUACCUCUUCGACUCGUGCAAGUUUAACCCCGAGUUAUCCAACAUCGAGGCUAAAGAGGUCCAGGGCGCUUCGCAGCGCGCGCCAAUGCAAGCCAAUGCAGAACUUAUUCUGACAGGGCAUACUUCUCAGGGAUGGGGUUUGGAAUGGAGUUCUAGCAAAGAAGGGUGGCUCGCUUCUUCGGGCGACGAUGGUAUGGUGUGCAUCUGGGACACGCGGGCAUCUUGUAGCCAAGACAAACGCUUAAACGCGCUACACCGGUUGGUGGCCUCCAGCGACCGGAGACCUUUACAGGAUGUUGCCUGGAAACGCGGAGAAGGCGAGGGAGAAGUUAUUGUGGCUGUGGGCGACGAUGGACAAUUGAACUUGUGGGACUUGCGUGUUGGUCCAUCGCCUGUCCAUCGGCAAGCCUGCAACCAUGCCUGCGCCAACGUCCUGGCACUGAACCCUGUCGCUCCCAACGUUUUCGCUACUGGAGGAGCUGACGUGGGUUUGAGUAUCUGGGACUUCAGAGACCUCCGUCGACCUGCACAUCGCCUGUUUUAUUCGGAAAACGAGGCGCUGAUGAGUCUGAAGUGGCACCCGACAAACAAAGCUGUGCUCGCUGCAGGUACAACUGACCGAUUUGUACGCAUAUUCGACUGCUCGCUGAUAGGCGCCGAGCAAUCUCCAGAGGAGGCCGAAGAAGGCGCUCCUGAAAUCGUGUUUGUGCACGGGGGCCAUGUCGCUAGUAUCACUGACCUCGACUGGAACCCUCUUGACGAAGAAUUUUCGUGGGUCAUUGCUUCUGCCUCCGAGGAUAACAUCUUGCAGAUUUGGCAGCCGUCAGUGAAGGCCUUUGAGGCGGAUGAUGCAGACUUCAUGCACGAUGAAGGCAGCAUGGACGAAGAAGUCCUGGACUAA
This is a messenger RNA of Cyclospora cayetanensis, 1779 nucleotides long. Its product is annotated as probable histone-binding protein lin-53. The record is from RefSeq and is a predicted model, not a curated record. NCBI's taxonomy places the organism in Eukaryota, Apicomplexa, Conoidasida, Eucoccidiorida, Eimeriidae. The transcript has 15 exons. Gene Ontology annotation, biological process: regulation of gene expression. Gene Ontology annotation, cellular component: nucleus. The coding region runs from base 1 to 1779 and encodes 592 amino acids. Gene Ontology annotation, molecular function: histone binding.